AUGAGUUUCCGAGAGCCAUUGCUGACGAUUUCCCAGAAUCCUCAGUCACCAGUCCGUUCGUCAACUCGAUAUGAGAAUAGUAACAUCGAGACAACACCGAAGUUACCAAAGCGUGAGCGAUUGGCUUCAUUUUCACGAUUACUUAACUCUGCGAAGCUAAAGGAGUUGUUCGCGGACACUACAUUUGAAACUAAUUCUCAAAAGGCGCCGUCUUCAAAAGAGAGCGCUUCACCGGGCUCUGAUGUCAGCAUUCAAAUUGAUGAAAGUAGUCCUCUAGAGGAGCUCUGCAGGAAAAAGAGAAAGUGGAAUGCUUAUCUCCAUGUACCUAAAUCUCCAAGGUUCGUCGGAGGAAAUUCUUCUCCAUUGUCCCCUUGUCGUCUGCAACUAACGCCCUUGCGUACUCCACUCUACACUCCUAAUAGAUCAGGAACAUUCUUAGGAAGAGGUUCCUUUGGAAACGUUAAACUGUUUGAAUAUAAAGGUAAGCGUUAUGCUCUGAAGCUAAUACACCAUAUUCAAAGUUUUGUGGGAGAAAAAAAUCUCUUGGGCCUUUCUCAUCCUCAUCUGGUGAAGAUUUUCCACAUUUGGAAUUUGGUGGAUAACAUCCUUAUCUGCAUGGAGUUUGCCGGGCAUUGCAAUUUACAACAGCUCUUAGACACUAAGAGCGAUAUUGAUUUUAACAGGAGACUAAGCUUUUGCAUCCAAAUUGCGUCUGGGUUAAACCAUUGCCACAAAAGCCACAUCGUCCACGGUGACGUUAAGCCAGCCAAUGUGAUAAUCAACCCAUACGGGAUUUGCAAACUCGGUGAUUUCGGCCACAGCCUGUAUCUUAAGUCCUCGGAAGAUUCGAUUGGUGCAGCUGAUGAUAUUGUGGGCACCGCAGCAUACGCAGCCCCGGAAGUGUUGAGAGGCAAAAGGCCUUCUGUUCGGUCGGAUGUUUUUUCCUUCGGAAUAUUAUUAUGGCAGGUACAGUCAAGAGAAAUUCCGUUCGCUGGAUUGCAUCCGCAUAUUGUCAUUUACAAGGUUGUGCAUUAUUGCGAAAGACCCAGUUUUGGCAAUACUUCUAGCAAAGCGCUUAACUUAUACGCUGAGACUGCCAAGCUUUGUUGGUCAGAAAACCCGGAAAAUCGGCUUGAAAUGACUGAAGUAAUUCAGAAAUUGCUCACAGUAAAAUCUAUGGAGAGAACAAAAUGA
This is a messenger RNA of Uloborus diversus, 1194 nucleotides long. RefSeq names its product serine/threonine-protein kinase mos-like. Bases 1 to 1194 code for a protein of 397 amino acids. The transcript is spliced from 5 exons. The record is from RefSeq and is a predicted model, not a curated record. Gene Ontology annotation, molecular function: protein kinase activity; ATP binding. Gene Ontology annotation, biological process: protein phosphorylation. Lineage: Eukaryota; Metazoa; Arthropoda; Arachnida; Araneae; Uloboridae.